AUGACGACUCAGAGGCCCAACAUCAUCUUCAUCAUGGCUGAUGACCAUGCUUCCAAGGCCAUUAGUGCCUAUGGAGCUGGCAUCAACCACACGCCCAACAUUGACCGUCUGGCAAGCGAGGGGAUGAAGUUCAACCACUGCUACGUGACCAAUUCCAUCUGCACACCGUCACGAGCAGCUAUCCUGACUGGUACUCACAACCACGUCAACGGCGUGAUGACCCUGAACGACAGCAUAAACAAGAAUUUACCCAAUGUUGCAAAGCACCUACGAACAGGCGGUUACAACACGGCGAUGGUGGGAAAAUGGCACUUGGGCGAGGGCAAGCAAAACGAACCCACUGGCUUCGACUACUGGUCCGUCCUCCCUGGGCAAGGUGACUACUGGGACCCAGAGUUCAUCGAGCCGUCCGGCGAAAAGAUCGAGGAGGGCUACGUCACAGAUAUCAUCACAGACAAGUGCCUCGACUUCAUCAACAAGACCAAAGACACCGACAAGCCCUUCUUCGUCAUGUGCCACCACAAAGCCCCCCACCGCUCGUGGGAGUGCGACGACAAGCACAAGAACCUCUACACCGAUCCGAUCCGCGUCCCCGAGACCUACGACGACGACUACAAGAACCGCGCCAAGGCGGCGAAGAUCGCCAAGAUGCGCGUCGCAGAGGAUCUGACGUACCAAGACCUGGGGCUCGUGCAGCCGGACGGCGGAAACAGGGUCGGCGAGCGCGUGGUGCAGGAGUCGGGCUCUGCGCAGCGCAAGAUCCCGACCGAUGCCAAGAGGCUGAUUGACAAGGAAGAUGGGACGGUGUUCACAUUCAAGAACGGCGACGACCUUGCGCACUUCAAGUUCCAGCGAUACAUGCAACGCUACCUUCGCGUUAUCCAGUCUGUGGACGACAAUGUCGGCCGAAUGCUGAACUACCUUGAAGACAACGGGCUGGCUGAUAACACCAUUGUGAUCUAUACGUCGGAUCAAGGGUUCUUCUUGGGUGAGCACGGGUGGUUUGACAAGCGGUUUAUGUACGAGGAGUCGUUCCAGAUGCCGUUCCUCAUCCGCUAUCCCGCAGCAAUUGCCAAGGGCGCGGUGUGUGACGACAUCAUCUGCAAUGUCGACUUUGCGCCGACUUUCCUCGACUUCGCGAAUCUGCCAGUGCCAAGUUACAUGCAGGGCGUCUCAUUCCGGGAGCUGCUCAGCGGCAGGACGCCCGCAGACUGGCAGCAGAUUGCAUACCACCGGUACUGGAUGCACAACGACAUCAUCCAUCACGCAUAUGCGCACUAUGGUGUUCGAGACCAACGAUACAAGCUCAUCUACUGGUACAACGAGGCCCUAGACGUGGCGGGCGCCAGGCCAGGCGGCGAAAAGGACAAGGAGUGGGAGUUGUUUGACUGCGAGAAAGACCCCUUGGAGCUGUUCAACGUGUAUCACGAUCCUGCAUAUGCUGAAGUCGUGAAGCACAUGACGGGACUGCUGGAAUUGAAGAUGGUGCAGAUCGGGGAUGAACCCGUUCAUCCAAGGCCUGGUGCGACGAGUGGGUCGGUUGAGCUCGCGAAUGAUGGACUCGUUCGUUGGGUGCUUCCAGGCCGGACCAGCCACCGCACGUCAAACAUGCUCACAAUGCAGAUGGCGAAAGUAGAGGAGGACGCCAACAUAACAGUGUUGGCUGCACACCAGCUUACUUCGACUAAGCCCCGGCGACUGCGAGGAACCCGAGCAUGCCGGAGCUGUCGGGACAAGAAGGUUCGCUGUUCCGGAACAUCUCCGUCGUGCACAAAUUGCAAACGACACGGGCGAGAAUGUACAUACCCCAGCCCUGCCCGCAGCGUCCGGGCGCCAUCUCCGCAGAGCACGUCCACCGAGGGGGAGGACUUUCUUCACGGUGCCGAGAUCGCCCAGCACAUACCCACUUGCGUAGAGUCCUUCUUCGAGAAGGUUUACCCACUUCCAUCCCAUGCGUUUCUUCAUCCGGAAACGACAAUGGAGAGGUGCCGGGCUGGCAAGAUCGACCCGGCCUUGGCGUAUGCCAUAUGCGCUCUGGCAACGCUACACUCGGCUUCGGACCUUCAAACCCGAGAGAGAGCCACUCCGUGGGUUCAAACGGCUGAACAGUGGAUAUGGCACCACCUCGAGUGUCCCACAAUAGCACGUCUCCAGGCUCUUUUGCUCAUCAUUCAUUAUCAGAUGGAGACUGGACGGUUCCAAAGGGCUUUCAUGCUCACCGCCACUGCAGCGAGGUUUGCUGCCGCCAUGCGAUUAAAUCAUGAACGGCCUGAUCUAGACCUUGUUGCUCAAGAGGUGCGGCGACGUAUCAUGUGGUCCCUCAAGAUCACUGAAAGAUACUUUUCGGUUGGCCUCCCGGAGUUUGAGGCUUGCCCGAUUGAAACAAUUUACUUACAGUUCCCAUCAGCCGAGGAGGAGUUCUGUCCAACGUUUGAGCCAGGAGAUGGCAGCUGCUACAGGCUAUAUGUCAGGCUUGAGAUUAUCCGGAGAGACAUCAUGAAGUUGACGAGGGGCGUUGCACUCUGCGACCAGCCUUUCAUGCCCCUGGCAAAACUAAUUGGGGACUUUGAGAGAGACUUGGCUGAAAUCGGAUCUCAGAUGCCCGAUGGCAUAGAGUUCCCUCUGUCUCAAAUUGAGGCACAUUUCAAUGACCGAUGGCUCAGAAGACGACUCUUCAUGCACGUCUCCUUCCAUCAAGCGCACUGCGAUCUUUACCGAAUCCUGCUGUCUGGCUACCCUGAAGCAGCGCCUCGGGUGGUCCUCGAUGCCAUUGAUGAAGGCUACAUAACGGCUGCAUACCGCGAUUGCCUCAAGCACUCUACGUCUAUCAUUCAAAUUUUGACCAACUUGAAUCAACACAGCCCCAGCCAUCUGCUUCUGGAGUUCGAUACCGCAAUAUGUGCAUAUCAUGCUACAAGGCUUGUGCUGUUCAUAUCUCGCUCUGGAAGAUCUCAGGAUUUACCAUCGCCUGAAUUUGCUCAGAGUCGCGCAGCUCUAUGCUUGGCUGCGCUGAAGCGGUUCUUCCCAACAUCUGCUUUAGUCAAACCAAUCAUCAACGACAUGGAGCGUUUGACGCAAGGACAUGCGCCGCAGGAAACAGGGAUCGGUGGGCUUUCCUCGCCAGAGUUCCAAGAAGGGAGAAGGAACUUGGAGCAACAGCUCUCCACAGCCGCUAAAGCCAGACAGAGGCUCGCCAUACACAGUUUGUUGAGACAAGCCGACUUUACCGACGAGGAUGACGGGGAACAGUCGUCUUCGAUGUCAACAACCGGACUAUCCCCCGUCAUGACAAGACGGACGCCGUGA
Colletotrichum gloeosporioides is the source of this 3306-nucleotide messenger RNA. Its product is annotated as putative sulfatase PB10D8.02c. Gene Ontology annotation, biological process: DNA-templated transcription; regulation of DNA-templated transcription. NCBI's taxonomy places the organism in Eukaryota, Fungi, Ascomycota, Sordariomycetes, Glomerellales, Glomerellaceae. The transcript has 3 exons. Gene Ontology annotation, molecular function: DNA binding; zinc ion binding; DNA-binding transcription factor activity, RNA polymerase II-specific. The record is from RefSeq and is a predicted model, not a curated record. The coding region runs from base 1 to 3306 and encodes 1101 amino acids.